Molecule: messenger RNA, 2338 nt
Organism: Anguilla anguilla (European eel)
Lineage: Eukaryota; Metazoa; Chordata; Actinopteri; Anguilliformes; Anguillidae
Product: mast cell protease 1A-like
Exons: 5
Coding region: 1278-2063 (261 amino acids)
Biological process (GO): proteolysis
Molecular function (GO): serine-type endopeptidase activity
Source: RefSeq, a predicted model, not a curated record
CAUGGUGAGCUGCUGGUUUUGUGCAAGGUGCAUGAAGCACUAAAGUCACACCACACUGAAGAAAGACAUGGGUGUUCAGAUGAAACGAACGAUUAGCAUUAACCGCUGCCCGGGGUGGGGGCGGAAGACCCUGCUGCCGAUGAGACCGCUACAGGAAGGGCCUCUGCAAAAGCCCACCAGUCUCUACUCAGCACAUGCAACAGGCUGUAGCAGGGGCCAGAAUCUCCAUCUGUGUGGCUGAAACAGACAUAACCAGAAAACACAGCACACCAGGUUCCCACCAAGAGAAUUAGGACGAUUAGCUUGCCCUGCUCCCUUGCACAGACAACAUGUCAAGCUCUUUGUUUGUUUUAUUUUUAUUAAUUCACACAGAAUAAACAGCUAAAACAAGCAGUGAAAUGUAAAUAAUAAAGCAAGAUUAUAAAAUGGAAUGUGUGAGUGAGACAAGGAGCACAUAAUAACCCACACCAUAAAUAUAUUUCAGUCAGAACAUCUCACACAGUUAGAUUGAACAUUUCAAUGAAUAUGUAAGAGCAUUUUUUUGGUUUUGCACUGAAUGGAUCUGCUUCAGGUACUACAAUGCACACACCAGCGCCCACUACCCUAUCAAACCCUACUAAACAGGAGGAAUACCAUCCAUCCAUCCACCCAUCCAUUAUCGAUAUCCGCUAAGCAUCCUGGGCAGGGUCGUGGGGGUUGGUUUUUUGUUUAUCACACUGUUCUCAAAACUCUAGAGGCUGCAGUGUGUGAGGGUGGCAGCUGUUCCUUGAGAUGCUGGAACCACCACGUCUGUCACCAGCAAUCACACCACGUUCAAAGUCACACAGAUCAUACAAAAAUCAGCCCAAGCUUAAUGGCCAAACAAAAACUACACCUCUUCACCACGUCCACAUGCUUUACACAUUGUCUUGCAGCCAAAUUAUUUGUUUGAAGGAGCAGGUUAUUGAUGCAGGUACUGUAUACUUAAUAAAGCUGCCCCCGAGUAUAAAUAAAGUAAGCUGGUGUGUGAAAUUAAAAUGGGCGUCUCAUGCGUCUCUGAAUUCAUAGAAAAGCUGAUGGACUGCUUAACAACUCUGAAAUCACUUUCCAAUGCUGGAGAUUCAGCAAUAUGAUAAAGGAGUGGUUUUGUUUAAGAAAUGUCAGCAGUUAUACUGAUAAAAAAUGUCACAUGUUGUCAGUUUCCUGUCCAGCCUCAAUAAAAGCACAGCAGUGAACGGCUGAUAAUUGCGCGCAGCAGCGAUCUUCGGUCCAAAGCGUUUGAGAUCCUCCCUGACGCCAUGUCUGCACCUCUCCUGACUCCCCUGGUAGUGGGUCUCCUGAUUGCCUUGGGCCAAGCAGCCCAACAGGACUCAGGCAUUGUGAAUGGCAGGGAGGCUCAGCCACACUCCAGGCCUUACAUGGUCUCUGUGCAGGAAAGGAACAAGCACAUCUGUGGAGGUUUCCUGGUGUCCAGGUCCUUUGUAAUGACGGCAGCGCAUUGCUGGACAAAAGACGGAAUGACAGUUCUGCUUGGGGCCCAUGACAUUUCUGAGAAACGAAAGUCAAUCAGGGCUGAAGUAGCAGGGUACCGCAUCCACCCUGGGUACAAUGAUUACACACUGGAGAACGACAUCAUGCUGCUGAAGCUCAAGACUGUAGUUCAGAAGACAAAAGAAGUGAAGUGGAUCUCCCUGCCUGAGAAAGACGAAGACAUACAGCCCAAUAAGCUCUGCAGUGUGGCAGGAUGGGGGGCCAUCAAAUCGAAUGGGGCCACAAGCCCACGCCUACAGGAAGUCGAUGUGAGCGUCGUGGACCGAGCAGAGUGCCAAGAAAGGUGGGGGAAUAAACCGAUCACACCCAGGAUGAUGUGUGCAGGGGGAAGUGCCGACAAAAGAGGAUUCUGCCAGCGAGACUCAGGGGGUCCCCUGGUGUGCAGUGGACUAGCAGUGGGAAUCGUUUCCUUCAACUAUAAUUAUAAUUGCACCUACCCAAAUCUGCCCAACGUUUAUACUCAGAUCUCAAAGUUCUUGCCCUGGAUUGAGAAGUACAUCAACAACACUUCUUUGUCUUUCUUGAAACGUUAAUGGCCUCACUCUUGUGUAGACAAAUACCUCCCUGGUAGCUGGAUGGUGAAAAUGCCCAGGGACACAAGCAGAUGGAAUCCCAGGUAUCUUAUAAUGUGCUUCACCAUGCGCUUAUCUUUACAGCUAACAUUAAGCUAAUUCCAUUUCAAAUAUCGAUACUGCAUGUUUAGAUGUGAUCCACUGAGUUUUGUUUAUUAGUCAAUUCUGCAUUUCCCCCAUGCAGACGCUGUGGUUCUGGCAUUACAUUAGCUUCAUUAAAAUGCAUGCAAAUAUGA